Crotalus tigris (Tiger rattlesnake) is the source of this 9445-nucleotide messenger RNA. It is a transcript of the gene NKTR, whose product is annotated as natural killer cell triggering receptor. Gene Ontology annotation, cellular component: nucleus. Gene Ontology annotation, molecular function: peptidyl-prolyl cis-trans isomerase activity. Gene Ontology annotation, biological process: protein peptidyl-prolyl isomerization; protein folding. The record is from RefSeq and is a predicted model, not a curated record. The coding region runs from base 4017 to 8033 and encodes 1338 amino acids. The transcript has 14 exons. NCBI's taxonomy places the organism in Eukaryota, Metazoa, Chordata, Lepidosauria, Squamata, Viperidae.
UUCAGCUUUUCUCUGAUGUGUGUCCAAGGACUUGCAAAAACUUCCUUUGUCUAUGCACAGCACAGUCCUGGAGAGAAGCAGCCAGCCAGUGGGAAAGUAUGAUUAAUACAGCUAAACAGCUUGACCAAUGUCUUUAUCAAUGACAUUAAACAUUACUAGUAAAGAGGUGGGAGAGCUAGCAACAAGUUGGAAAAACUAAAUUGUUUGUGGGGUCCUGAUCACAUACAGGUAGUCCUCCACUUACAGCCAUUCCUUUAGUGACUGUUCUGAGUUACAGCGGCACGGGAAAAAAAUGACUUACAGCCAAUUCUCACACUUACAACCAGCACAACAUUCCCCACUGUCGCAUAAUCAAAAUUUGGGCACUUGGCAACCCGACAUAUAACGGCUGCAGCGUCUCGGGGGUCACAUGAUCGCCAUUUGCAACCUUGCCAGCCGGCUUCCGACAAGCAAAGUCGGUGGGGAAGCCAGAUUCGCUUAAUGAAGUUCGAUUCACUUAACAGUUGCAGUGAUUUGCUUAAUUGUGGCAAAAACUGGGUGAAGUUCACUCGAACAACCUCCUUGCUUAGCAACAGAAAUUCCAGUCCCAAUUGUCAUGAGUCAGGGACUACUUGUAUCCUUUUUAACCAUUAUUGUUGUUGUUGUUGUCGUUCGUCGCACAGUCACCAGUCGUUCAGAUUGGACUGGGCAUUUUUGUCCGCCUCUGGAGUCCUUCCCGAGGACCUGGGAUAGGCAGAUGUGGAAGUUUGGUGGUGUUAAAGGUAUUGUCGCAGGAUGUCAGCUGUUCUAAGUAAAGCUGCCUUCUACCAUUGGCUGAUAGGGAUUUUGUCAACGCCGAUGUUAUCAGAUACAUUUGCUGCCCAUUUAACUCUUCAAAGCAAUUCCAAGCACUUUUCUCCAUGCUGAAUGUUUCUUUGUGGUGAAACUCCCCAUGUUGGGAAAAGAAAGCAUUGGUGAAGGAUUUGACUGACUUGAUAACAGUGAAACAUGUAGUCUUAUCAAUACUUCAUCCUGUUAUCCCAAAGGUGGUUUUUCAAAAGGCUAUUAGACUUUGUUUUUCCUUGAAGGUGCUUCGCUUCUCAUCCAAGAAGCUUCUUCAGUUCUGACUGAAUGGUGGAUAGGGGAAGGAUUUAUAUUCCUUGCAGACAGCUGGUCAUUAAAAUGCUGUUGAGGCCACUUGGAGGUUUAUCUGUGCCCUCAGGGUCACCUGAAUAGUGCAAAUGGGUGUGGAACCUUCUUGGAACUGCUAAAAGGACUGUAGCCUCAAUUACUCUGUAAUAACCAGAUGAUUAUAAGGAAUAUAAAUUCUUCCAUCCUCCACCAUUCAGUCAGAACUGAUGAAGCUUCUUGGAUGAGAAGUGAAAUGUCUUAAACAAGGAUAAACACUUUUGGGACAGCCAUGACCUGGAUGACUGAGAAUCGCCAUAGACCUUCAUCCUGGUAAAUUUAAUGAAGUCUUAAUUGGCAGUCAAAAAUGGCUACCCUCUGUGUUUAGGUAUGGUAAUAGUAGCAUCUUCCAUUUGGAAUAGAAACACUGAAGCUCUGCCAAAUGUAGGUGGCUGUUUAGAAGUCACGUUUGUCCAGCUAUGUGCAGGAGAUACAGCUGGACACACCUGUAGCAUUGUCACCACUUACGGCUUUAAGUGACGGUGACGCGAGACCAAGUUACGUUUUCCGACUCAUUCGUCUUGGACAUCAUGGCUUGUAAGACUGCUGAGACCUUACAUAUAUUUUCUCCUUAUAGGUGAAAAGGGAAUUGGGAAAACAACUGGAAAAAAGCUUUGCUACAAAGGUUCAACUUUCCACCGCGUGGUAAAAAGCUUCAUAAUUCAAGGCGGAGACUUUAGCGAAGGUAACGGAAAAGGAGGCGAAUCUAUUUACGGAGGAUACUUCAAAGGUAAACUUCAAGCAGUUACUUUAAACCUCGGUGGCUUCAGCUUUGCGAAUUCCAAUUUCAGCUUUUCAUAACCAGGUUUAUAUAGCUCCUCUUGCAUGAAAGUAUAAUAUUGCAUGGAUAUUCUCUGUGUGCAUGAGAGUUUUAAAAAUUCUUAAGACUGUAAAUGUUAGCGUUAACAGUCAACGUUUAUGGCGGCUAUUGUAGUGGUUAAAACUUGACUUCAGCAUGGAGGCUAGCCAACUUGAUUCAUGCCAACUCCUGUCUUCCUGCCUAAAACUGUCAACAUAUUCUUUUGUUUAUAGAGAAUGUGAUCUUUUGCAAAAUGAAAAGGUAAGACACAAAAGCUCAACACAAAUUCAAACUUGUUCCCCUGCACCCUUCCUAAUAAAUCUUUGGUCAGCUGUUAAUGAAUUUGUGGCUGGGUCCGUGUAGCUUUGGAGAGCAAACCCAAAAUAGUUUGAGAGGCCCAAGAUGGCCUUCGGUUUGACCAAGACGUCCUUGGGAUGUCACCUACUUGUCUUUCAACUCAGGUGCUCCCUUCCCUUUCCUUUUUGAGGUUUGUAUGUGUCUUCUCAAUUAUUUGGGGCAUGUUUUAAAAGUGUUGGGUUAUAAAUCAGAUACCAAACAGUUUUUCUUGUUACGUUGAUUCCAAAUGUGUCCUGAACGUACUUAGGUAGAAAAGAAUAACCUUUUCUAAAUGAGCUGCUUUGUACAAAAGUUAUAUUCUGAAAGCACUUAAUCAUAGAAUACAACAGCAAUUAUUCUUCUGUUUGCCAAUCUGUAUUGUAAAGGUUUUUGGUUCUUCUAAGAUUUUGGAUUAGGUAAGUACAACUGUCCUGGUACUGUACAAUUACGCUUUUAAUAAAAUUCAGUUAAAGCUGCCACAAUAGACUCGCAAUCAUCAUCAUAACAGCAUGUUGUAAAAUGAGAUUUUUCCACUCUGAAACUGAAAAAAAACCCCAUACAUGGCAUUCUUAUUUUGUUGAUGGCUGUUUGUAGUUGAGAAUUACCUUAACAAACAAAUCAUAAUUUAAUUACCGAUAGAAUAUUUGUAGCUCAGGGUUGAAAUGUGGAGUCCUUUGUUGCUCUCUGAGCUGGAUGGUUUUCUUGCAGACAUUGCAUGAAACAUCAUCAGCACUAGAAGGGAGCGGGCUUCUAGAUUCUAGCACUCAUUAUGUUACCUAGUUGGGUCAUAAGACGUCUACCAGAAAACCACCAAGCUCAAGAAAACACCAGGACCCCACAUACUUAGUUUAAUUGGUUUAGUGAAAGAGUCAGAGUGGUUUGUCUGUCCAGUUCAAAGAAAGAGGCUUUUUGGUGAGGGGGUUUCUGUGUUUUCUGAUCCAACCCAAUUUUAUUGCAUGCUAGUGAUUCUUAGCCUAUGGAUUACUGGAUAAAUUACUGCUUUGGAAUUGUUCUUACCUUAUUGCUAGUUGAUUAACGUUAAGGAGUAUCUACACUAGUGUUUCUCAACUUUGGCAAAUCUAAGACAUGUGGACUUCAGCUGCCAGAAUUCACCGUGGCUGGCUGAGGAAUUCUGGGAUUUGAAGUGCACACAUCUUAAAAGGUGCCAUGAUUGAGAAGCACUGAUCUACACAGAUUUUUAUUUAAACUCGAGGCAUGUUGUCUUUUCACAAAGGAAAUUUGAACUUCCUUGUUUCGUGGAAACAUUCAUUCAGAUGCUAGUUCUUAACUGGUUAGUCGAUGAUUGAACCAAAGGAAUAUAUGCUAGUUCCAUGGAGCUGCAUGACAUCUGCUCAUUCUGCAGCUAAAGGAAAUGUGUUUUAAUAGCAGGGCUGGAGAAAUCUCUGCAGUGUUGGAAGGACAAUCAGAGAUUUCACAAAAGCGGUUUAAAAAUGGUAAAGUGGCUUGUCAUAAUCAAAACUUCCAAAUAUUCUUGAUUAAAGGCUGCUCAACGAUUGCUUGUGUGCAAACUGUCUUUCUAAUUAAUGGCAUAGAUUGUUUCUGAGUUUUUACUGCACAACGGGAUAAUUCUUCAUGACUGAUACUUGUAAAGGGUCUAAAUGCCAGGGGGAGGUUGAUUUGUCUCUCUUUUGUCUCCUUUUUUGAAACAGAUGAAAACUUUAUUUUGAAACACGACCGAGCCUUUCUUUUGUCAAUGGCAAACAGAGGGAAACAUACGAAUGGUUCCCAGUUUUUCAUAACUACGAAGCCUGCUCCUCACCUUGAUAGCGUCCAUGUCGUCUUUGGACUUGUCAUUUCUGGUUUUGAAGUUAUAGAACAAAUCGAAAAUCUGAAAACUGAUUCUGCCAGUAGGCCAUAUGCCGACGUGCGCGUCAUUGACUGUGGGGUCCUGGUUACCAAAUCGGCAAAGAAUGUGUUGGAGAAGAAGCGGAAAGCAUGGAGUCACUCAGAAGCUUCCAAUAGCUCCUCCAGCAGCACAUCCUCAUCAUCGGAAUCUUCUUCCGACAGCGAAUAUGAAAAUGAGCGAACCAGAAGAAGGAAGAGGAAGAGGAGGAACAAAGCUAAACAGUCCAGGAAACGAAGACGGGAAGAGAGGAAAAAAGAGGAAACAAAAAACAAACACAGCCAUUCCGACCGAAGCGAAACAAACGAAAAAUCAGCAGACCUGAGUGUGAAAAGGGAUAAACCAGUCGUCCGUCCGGAAGAAAUUCCUCCCGUGCCGGAAAACAGAUUCCUGCUUAGAAGAGACGCACCCAUUAUAAAUACAGAGCCAGAUCUGAGACCCGUUGAUUCAGGACCCGCUUCGGGCGACCAGAAGCCGUCGGUGUCAAAAUCUGGAAGAAAAAUCAGAGGGAGAGGCACAAUAAGAUACCAUACGCCACCUCACUCUCGCUCGUGCACGGAAUCGGAUAACAAUGGAAGCAGUGAAACACCGCCCCACUGGAAGGAGGAAAUGCAGAGAUUGAGAACUUAUAGGGCGCCCAGCGGAGAAAAGUGGAGUAAAGGAGACAAGCUGAGCGACCCAGGACGAUGGGAUGAAAGAAGUCUAUCCCCGCGGUCUCGUUCUUGGUCCCACAAUGGCUUUUCAGACCUCAGUACUGCUCAGCAUGUCAGCCACCGAAAAAAACACCGGAAAGAGAAAAAAGUGAAGCACAAGAAGAAGGCCAAAAAGCAGAAGCACUUGAAGAAGCACAAACAAAUGAAAAAGAAACAGACUCCUUCCACUGAGUUAGAAUCCUCUCCUUCUUCUACCAGAAGGAAAAAAUCAUUGCGUGACCAGGAAAGAGCAUCGCGUUCUUCCUCCCUGACAUCUAAAGAUGAUUCUUCUAGAAGAGCCUGGUCCAAAUCUGACAGAGACAAGCGGAGCUCGGCCUCUCUCUCCACCAGAGAUUCUCGCUCAUACUAUAAGUCUCGAUCCCGAACUCGGUCCAGGUCCAGAUCUUAUUCCCAAAGUUCUCAGUCGAGAAACACUCGCAUGUCCUCGCAGUCAAGGAGCCGGUCAAGAUCCAGUUCCUCCUCGAAGCCGGUCAAAACAGUCUCCAACUCGCCCAAAAAUGUGGUGGCUCAUUUAAAGGAGUGCAAGCUGGUCUCCGUUGAACCGGUACGAACAGCGUUACCCCAAAACGAUAAACUCACUAUUCAGCCUGUGGUCGCCGAAAGCCUUCCAGUCAUCCCGCUGAGCGAUAGUCCCCCACCUUCCAGAUGGAAACCAGGGCAAAAACCGUGGAAACCAUCUUACGAGCGGCUUCAGGAAAUGAAAGCCAAGACCACUCACCUACCACCUGCUCAGACAAGUUACAGUUUAAUCAGCAUCAAAGACCCCGGCUCCUCCUCUUCCUAUCCCAAACAGCAAAAGAGCUCGGAGAGUGACCGGAGCCGUUACUCCAAAAUCCAGAGCAACAGAAGUUCAGGCAGCUGGUGGAAAUAUAGUAGCAGGACUUCACGAAGUCGGUCCUCCUCCAAGUCCUCCUCAAGAUCAAGGAGCCGAUCCAGUUCGAGAUCCCAAUCCACCGUGAGAUCCCGUUCGGGGAAUCCCUUCCCCAGCGACCAGUCGUGCUACAGCGGAUCCUCCUCUUACUUUUCGCUCAGCGAGGACGACCGGCAGAAAAGCCGGACAAAAUUGGGAUCCCGCGAGAGAAAUUCUGAGCUGUCCAAGAAAAGGCAGAGCAGUUCGGAGAGCACACUUCCCUACGUGAAAGGCAUGAGCUCGUUGAAGCCUAGGAGUGCAAGCAGAUCCUCCGCCGAGUCCUCAAUCGAUAGUGAAAAAUUGACUCCAUCCCAGCCUGCCCAAGAAAAAGAACAACUAAGAUCAGAAAAAGUGGGCCGAAAGCAAAACAAAAGAAGUUUGGGUUGCAACCAGCGCGAAGAGAAACCUCGGCCUGGGCAGGAUAGCAAUCGUUCCAAACAAAAAGUUUUGAAAGAGAAAUCUGAGACUCUCAAAAGCGGCCGGAAAGCCAAAACGAAAAAGUGUGCGAGCGACGAGUGGGAUUCCGAAUCGAAUUCUGAAAGAGACGGAACCCAAGACGAGAAAGAAAACUCAAGACUCUUGUCUGCAAAAGAGGAAGGCGAGGCCUCGUCGGACUCCGAUACGGAUCCCUGCCCACCCACCAAACACAAGUCGAAAUCUGAACCCGUCCCAGAUACGUCGAAAGGGAACAAGCCUCCUUCCUCUUCAGACACUGAGACUUCUGAUUCCGAUGCGGGUUCCAGGGACAAAUCCCGGAAGCCGAAGCGAAGUUCCAAAAAGUCCUUCCGAAAAGUCCAUGGCAAAAAGGCGAAAGAAAAAUCCAAAAAUAAAAAGGAAAAGAAACACAAAGCCGAAAAACGUAAAGAGACAUUCCAUUGGCAGCCCCCCUUAGAGUUUGGAGAAGAGGAAGAGGAGGAGGAAGUCGUUGCGGGGAAACCUGGAACGAAAGAAGAACGAGAGAAACACGCCAAAAAGGAAGCAAAAGACAAAAACAAAGACCAGGAUUCCAAAAGUGAUAAAACACUCAAAGACCAAGCGAAGGAUGAUCGGAUGUCCCAUGAAGAACCUGCCCUCUCAAAGAGAGGAGCAAAUCAGGCCUCAUCCGCUAGCCAGUUGAAUAAAUGCAGUGAGGAAAAAGCUAUUUCUUCAACUCCUGUACCAAAUUCAAAUAAAAACGUCUCUGUUUCCAAAAAUCCCACCGCAGCUCAGGAGAAUAACAAAACUGGGCCAGAUGCCAUGCAGAUGGACGAUAUGGAGAUCUGUACUCCGGACCAUAAUUCUCCCGUAAAAGUGAAUCUGGAACUUUCUCCAGUGAGCCUGAAAUUAAAUUUCCAAGACAUUAAAGCCAGCACAAGCUCCCAGGUGCCGAUUAGUACCACAACCCGGAGCGUAAGACAAGCUGUUGAUGCUAAAGGUCUAACUAGCCUCCAAGAGGGAAGCCAAGAACGAGAUGGGGAGAAACCGAAAGCCUCCACCAGCGUGGAAACCGUGGUGAAGAUGGAAGUUUCUGAAAAUAUAUCAAGCAGUCUCGGGGACAACAAGUGGAAACCGUUACAGGGUGCUGGGAAUCUGCAGCUCACCGUAUCCGCCAGCAACAUUGUCGAAAUGAAAAACUUGCCUGCCGGCUCCUCGGAAUCCAAACCACCGGGUUUAAGGAUCGAGAUUAAAAGUAAAAACAAGAUUAGGCCGGGCUCUCUGUUUGAUGAAGUCAGGAAGACGGCGCGUCUGAAUCAGAGGCCACGGAACCACGAGAGCUCGAGUGAGGAAGAUUCCGCGACCCAAGAGGACAGCCAGUCCAGAAGUCGGAGUCGCUCCCGGAGCAAAUCGGAUGUUAAAUCCAGGCACCGGACAAGGUCUCUGUCUUACAGUCACUCACGAAGUCAGUCAAGGAGCUCCACAUACUCAUAUAGAUCCCGGAGCUACUCGAGAAGUCGGAGCAGAGGGUGGUACAGUCGUGGUCGCUCAAGAACCCGAAGUAGCUCUUACAACAGUUGCAGAAGUGAUAGUCACACUUACAGUCGGAGCCGAUCCAGAAGCAAUUCUUACACUCACCGGAGUCGGUCAAGCAGAUCCUACACAUAUGACAGUUACUACAGCCGGAGUCGCAGCCGUAGUAGAAGAAGUGACAGUUACCACCGCUCUCGUAGCUACGACCGACGUUCCAGAUCUUACGGUUCCGACAGCGAAAGUGAUCGCAGCUAUUCUAAUUGCCGAAGUCCCAGCGAAAGCAGCAGAUACAGCUGAGAGCCCGACCGGCUGAGCAUAGCGAAUUAUAAUUAACAGAAAGUUUUUGUGUCCGUAGCCUGCGUCGAGGUUUUGUUUUUUCGUUUUCUUCUCAAUGUCUAGGUAAAACUUAAAACGCUGCCAACAAAGGCGGAGCCUUAUUUAAACUUAACACAACCUUUUUUGUACACUCUAUUCUGGUGAUCAUUUUGUGUUGCCCGGAGUUCCCUUUCCAAACGAUAGAUGAUAACGGUUGACAUGCAAUCUUAAGCCCGGUAGUUGUUUCUCCGAAGGAAAUUAGCUUGGUAACCAUGAAACUGAAGAAUCAUAGGAAUCUCACCUGCAGUCUACCUGCCUCAAACAUUGCCCUUAAAUGCUGAAAUAAUGGUUCAUUGGUAUCUUGACACCCCAGAAAACGGUGACACUACAGAUCCAGGAAGAUCUUGGAUCUGUAAUGUUCAGGAAGAUCCUGGAUCUGUAAUGUUCAGGAAGAUCCUGGAUCUGUAAUGUUCAGGAAGAUCCCGGAAGUUCCUAACUUAAGAGAUCAUUCACCACUACAGUUCGAAUCCUGGGAGUUAGAUUCAUCCCUUGCCUGGAAAAUGUCAUGUAUAUUUGGAUCCCAGGAGUUAAAAGUUGGUUACCAUCAUGUUCCUUGAUCAAUUUUACCUAAUACACCCUUGCAGGUGUAAUCCAGGUGCCGAUAGUUAACUUUGGUGUCUGAACUCCAAGCGAUGCUAGACCACAUUGAGUCUCCGUUCUCUAUCCAGUGAAGAAGCAAGAAUAUUAGCUGUUGGCUUUUCCCAUGGUCUGCUGACUCUGGAUUUUCAUCAUGUCUGGAUGUACUAACAUUUCUAACUUUCUACUAUCGCUGUCAGAUCUGCAAGUCUGUUGAUGAGUAUCGACAAAGAUAGCAAGCUGUAAAUUUAUUUCAGAAAACUAACUUUCAGGAGCAAUCAGAUUUUGUUCCCGAGUUUGGAUUCAGCAGGUAAAAAUUCAUUUUGAAAUCGAAAUGUCGGGAUAUACACAAAAUUUUCAUAUUGGAUAAUUAACUUUUUUUAAAAAAACACAGCAGAAAUAACAUUCUGUUAUUUAGUGGUCCAGGGAUAUGCCGACUCUUUACCUGUUAAUGCCGAUCCUGAAUUUGUUAAAUUUCUACAAUGCCAAAAUGCUGCAUAUUUCGUAACAGGGUGGCACAGAGCAUUUUCCUUGGACCUGCUUCAGCCCCCAAAUUUGUAACUUGAGUUUGAGGUUGCCAUUUUGAAUUCACGGGGGAAAGACCCCACACAAAUUUCAAAGCAGCCCGUUUCAUUUUCAAAACAGUUUGAAGGAUUUCCUAGACUCCCUGUUUCAACUUUUUAUUAGGAGCCAAAAUGUACAGUUGGAAUGAUCUUUUUUUUUUUCCUUUGAUGCAAUUAAAAAUACGAAUCACUUAA